This is a messenger RNA of Morus notabilis, 1338 nucleotides long. RefSeq names its product cytochrome P450 87A3. The record is from RefSeq and is a predicted model, not a curated record. Gene Ontology annotation, biological process: sterol metabolic process. The coding region runs from base 1 to 1338 and encodes 445 amino acids. Lineage: Eukaryota; Viridiplantae; Streptophyta; Magnoliopsida; Rosales; Moraceae. Gene Ontology annotation, molecular function: iron ion binding; heme binding; oxidoreductase activity, acting on paired donors, with incorporation or reduction of molecular oxygen. The transcript has 11 exons.
AUGAAGAGGGUCAGAGUAUCUCAGUUCAUAACCCAAAGUGCAGCCAAUGGGAAGUUACCUCCUGGCUCUAUGGGUUUCCCCUUUGUUGGGGAGACCAUUGAGUUUAUCUUAAAUAGAGAGGCAAUCCGUGUUCCCCCAUUUGUCCAAAAGAGACUUGCGAGAUAUGGACCAAUAUUUAGGACCAAUUUAUUUGGCCAAAAGAUGGUUGUGAUAGCUGAUUCAGAAAUUGCUUACCGGCUGUUUCAUCAAGAAGAGGAACACUAUAAGAUUACAACCCCAGGAGCGCUUUUCAAGUACAUGAAAAACUUGGUUUUGCCACUCAUUGGGUCUGAAAAUUUGAAGAGAACAUUGUUGCGUGAAAUAAAUGAGUCCACCACUCGGAGACAUGUACAAUCAUGGGCUAGCCACGAUGUUGUGGAUGUCACAGAAGCAACCUCAACUAUGAUACUUGAAUAUAUUGCUAAGCGGGUCAUUAGUUACGAUGAGUCGAAGGAUGCGAGGAAUCUGAAAGAAAAUUACAAUGCAUUCGUCCGUGGUAUUGUAUCGAUUCCAUUGAAUAUACCAGGGACUGGAUACCAUGCUUGUUUGCAAGCAAGAGACAAUAUAAGAAAAGCGAUCAAAGAUAUCUUUGAAGAGAGGAAGGCAUCGAAGAUGAAACAUGGCGAUUUUUUGUAUUGUUUACUUGAGGAAAUGAGGAAAGAAGAUAAUAUCAUGAGCGAAGCACUUGCUAGAGACAUUAUUUUUGGAAUUCUCUUUGGUACUUACGAGACCUCUCGUUUAGCCAUGACAAUGUUAGUGAAGUUUCUUUCUCAACACCCUGAAGUGGUAGCCGAAUUGAAGAAAGAGCACGAAGCAAUUAUUGAAAGUCGUGGUUUUGAAAAGUCUGAAAUUACAUGGGACGAGUAUAAAUCUAUGACUUUUACACAUAUGGUUAUCAACGAAACAAUUAGGCUUGGAAAUAUUCUGCCAGGAAUUUUCAGAAAAGUUGUCAAAGAUGUUCAAAUCAAAGGAUAUACAAUUCCGGCUGGUUGGAUGGUCAUGAUCAAUACAACAGUUCUUCAUUUAGAUCCUGACAAGUAUGACGAUCCUCUCACGUUUAAUCCAUGGCGAUGGGGGGGAAAGGAAAUGACUAAAAGUUCCAAGACUUUCAUGGGCUUUGGCUUGAAUCCAAGACUCUGUUUGGGAGCUGACCUGGCAAAGCUGCAAAUGGCAAUAUUUCUUCAUUACUUGGUUUUGAACUACAGAUGGGAAUUUGCUAAAGGAGGAGACAUCAUCCGAAGGCCUUGGUUAGAAUUUCCUAAUGGACUACACAUCAAAAUCUCAAAAUACUUGGAGUGA